Messenger RNA from Gamsiella multidivaricata, 1257 nucleotides. Its product is annotated as argininosuccinate synthase. Gene Ontology annotation, molecular function: ATP binding; argininosuccinate synthase activity. The coding region runs from base 1 to 1257 and encodes 418 amino acids. The transcript has 4 exons. Gene Ontology annotation, biological process: urea cycle; L-arginine biosynthetic process. Gene Ontology annotation, cellular component: cytoplasm. NCBI's taxonomy places the organism in Eukaryota, Fungi, Mortierellomycota, Mortierellomycetes, Mortierellales, Mortierellaceae. The record is from RefSeq and is a predicted model, not a curated record.
AUGUCUUCUGCUGCUACCUCAUCCACAAAGGGCCGCGUGCUCCUCGCCUACUCUGGCGGACUGGACACAUCCUGCAUUCUCGCAUGGCUGAUCGAGCAGGGCUACGAGGUCAUGUGCUACAUGGCCAACGUCGGACAGGAGGAGGACUUUGAUGCCGCCGUCGUCAAGGCCAAGGGAUGCGGUGCCACCAAGAUCUUUGUCGAGGAUCUUCAACGUGAAUUCGUCGAGGAGUUGAUCUACCCCGCUGUCCAGGCCAACACCAUCUAUGAGGGAGUUUACCUUCUUGGAACUUCCCUCGCCCGCCCCGUCAUUGCUCGUCGCCAGAUGGAGAUUGCUGCCCGCGAGAACUGCCAAUAUGUCUCUCACGGAUGCACUGGCAAGGGUAACGAUCAGGUCCGCUUCGAGUUGGCGUACUAUGCCCUCAAGCCCGAUAUCAAGGUCAUCGCCCCCUGGCGCAUCCCUGAAUUCUACGAGCGCUUCCAGGGCCGCAAGGACCUGCUCGCCUUCGCCACUGAGAAGAACAUCCCCGUGGUCCAGACGGCGGCCAAGCCCUGGUCGACGGAUGAGAACCUCUUCCACAUCUCAUACGAGGCCGGAAUUCUCGAGGAUCCCAAUGUGACCCCACCCAAGGACAUGUGGAAGCUCACUGUCGAUCCCGAGGAUGCCCCCAACACCCCCGAGCGCAUCACCAUCGAAUUCGUCCAGGGUAAGCCCGUGAAGGUAAUCAACAACUCGAAGGACAACAAGACCGUCGAGGGUGGACUCGAGAUCUUCCUUUACUUGAACCAGUUGGCCCGUCAGAACGGAAUCGGACGUCUGGACAUUGUCGAGAACCGAUUCAUCGGUAUCAAGUCCCGUGGAUGCUACGAGACCCCAGCUGGCACGAUCUUGCGUGUCGCCCACAUGGAUCUUGAGGGUUUGACCCUCGAUCGCCAGGUCCGUAACCUGAGGGAUCAGUUCGUCACUCCUCAGUACUCAAACAUCUUGUAUAACGGACAGUACUUCUCCCCCGAAGCCGAGUUCUUGUUGUCGGCCAUCGCUGCCUCCCAGAAGACCGUCAACGGUGAGGUUCGUCUGAAGUUGUACAAGGGUAACGUCAUUGUCGAGGGACGUUCGUCAAAGUCCAACAACCUGUAUGAUAUGGAGGAGUCCUCCAUGGAUGUCCAGGGUGGUUUCUCCCCUGUUGAUUCUGAGGGAUUCAUCAAGAUCCAGUCCAUCCGUCUCAAGAAGUGGGGUCUCAACCAGAAGCUCGUCUAA